AGAUUUUGGCUCAAAGCCAUCAUCAAUCACUAUCUGGCCGAGUGGGCCAUGUUGGGCGGCUCAAACUCGCGCUCUUCGAGCAGCUCACCUUCUUCUCCGUUGCUCAGGACUGAAAGCACUGCCACCGAAGCAGAUAUUGUCGAGCACUGGGUCGGUAAGCUAGAGGGAUGCCCACCACUUCUUGCCCAACUUCCGACAGAUCAGUUGGGACCAGCUGAACAACAUCGAGAGGCAGAACUUGUGUCCGUCACAUCUUGGCUAAAAGGAACCGCUCUGCCACACGACAACACUGCAGAAGCCACUGCACGACUCAUAUGUGGCUUGGCCACCCUGAUGGGCAGGUAUAGUCUGGCUACUGAGCUGGGCCUCGGCCUUUGGCGGAGUGACCUGAGCUCGCCGGGCUGUCAGCCCAUGCGGGUGAGCCUGCUGAGGCAGCCUGGUGAUGCAACUCCAGUGCUAGGAUCCAGAGUGGCAGAAGAGGAAAGCUCUGUGGUAGCGCCUCUAUCAUCGUAUUCUUCCGCCGAAUGCUUUAUUCAGCGAAUUCAGAAGGAGGUACUGCUCUUCAAGGACUCGCGGUUGCUCCUUUGCGAAAGCGGCCUACGCGAGCUGGAUAAGCAUUCCCAGCGCGAGGCCCCGCCGAGUGCAAGCUUGCAACGCUCCCAAGUGCUAGAGAUUUUCCUGGUGCUGGGGAGCGAAGCAGAGCCACCAGUUUCCUGUCCACAGGCUGCCAUAACCUUGGCUUGCCCACGAUGGCCACCUCGCUCCAACCAUGAAACAAAACUUGAGAUGCGGUGCCAGCGGGGACAUUUUUCACCAGAGACUAUUUCGAGGAUGCUUAGACACCUCACCACGUUUAUGAAUUCGCAGACAUGGGGUCCACAACUUGCCCUAUGCCAACAUUCACUUCAAAAGGAUGGCUCCGAAGACGAGCAGGAAGUGUCUGGUUUUGCUGAUGCUUUCAGUUCCUCUUGCUACAUGCCUGGAGCGAAAGAUUAUUUCAAUCCCGACAGAUCAAUCUCCUCAAUGAUUGAGGCUGUUGCCAAAGCCUUCCCCAAUGAGCUGGCGCUACUGGAUGAUUCUUCCGGGGCCACAUAUUCCUAUCAGGAGCUGCUGAAGAUGUCAAGUUCAUUGGCCUUUGCUCUACGACUCGCCGGUGUCUUCCCGGACAACUUGGUCCCUCUGAUGGCGGCCCGUGGAGUUGAAAUGAUUCUGGGCAUCCUCGGGAUUCUUCGGACUGGAAGUGGCUAUGUACCACUUGAUCUUCACUGGCCAGAGGAUAGACUUGAAGAUGUUUUGAGACAGUGUUCCAGCAAGGUGGUCUUGGCCUCUUCGGACUGUCACUCAAAGCUGUCGGCGAUUGCCUGGAGGGUCUCUUCAGUCACUUCGGUCUUGGAUGUGAGGACCCGGGUCGAGGGCCCUGGAGUGGCCGACGAAGGCCAGGGCAGCACAUUGGCCUAUACCUUCUUCACCUCGGGCACGACGGGAAAGCCCAAAGGAGUGAUGGUGGAGAACAAAGGCUUGGUCCAUAGAGUGCACUGGUUCCAGCAGCGAUGGCCCUUGUAUCCUGGGGAAGGCAUCGUCUCCAAGGUGGCAUACACUUUUGGCCUCUCCGAAUGGGAGAUUUUCUGGCCGCUCACAGCGGGUGCUGCCUUGAUCCUGGCGCCACCAGGUGGAGAAAAAGACGCGGAGUACCUGCUCCGCCGAGCCUGCCACGCCUUUCAUCCCCCAUCGCGGCAGGAGCGACUGAUUCCUGGAAAAGGACCUUCACCAGAUCAUGUGAACUGUGUCAGUGCUCAUAUUUUUGUGCCCUCAAUGUUGCAGAUGAUUUUCGACAAGUAUGAUGAGUUGGAAGAGGAGGAUAUGCAACGGAAGGCAGGUGAGCACCACGUGGAUGGAACAUGGUGGCAUCACUCCAAAGCUCGGGACAUUGUCACCUGUGGCGAAGCCUUGAACCCUUCUUUGACCCAGAAGAUGUUCUCAUGCUUCCAUCACUGUACGCUGACCAACUUGUACGGCCCCACGGAAGGGGAGAUGACGUACUGGGAGGUCCCGCAGGGCCGGGCUGUGCUCCGUGUCUCAGCGGGUGCUCCCAUGGAAGGCUGCAAGGUGGUGCUGGCGGACCUUCGUGACAGCAAGUCCGCAGCGAUGCUGGAGCCCGCCGAGAUCGCCUUCGGAGGGCCUUUUAUUGCGCGGGGCUACUUGGGAAGGCCGGACCUCGACAAGAAGGCCUUCGUGCCAGACUUCACGACGAUUCGCUCGGACUCAUCUCUGGAGUCUGGGGAUUCUUCCACUCUGGCGGGAUCAUCACCCUGCGAGAGCACCCCAUUGAGCAACGAGAGCGCGGAGGCAGCGAGCAUGAUGCGGCGCCGAGGUGCCGGGACGCUGACAUCUUGGGCCAACAGCGAGGACGGAUCAAGUCCUCGAAAGAAGACUUUAAUGGAUCGGCUGUACAUGACAGGCGAUCUGGGACGCUGGCGAGAAGGUGGCGUGAUUGACCUUUUGGGCCGCAAGGAUUUCCAGGUGAAGCUACGAGGCUUUCGUAUCGAGCUGGGCGAGAUCGAAGCGGCCUGUCGAGCAGCCGGAGCGCGGGCUGCGGUGUGCGUUUUGCACAAGAACGGCAACGGUAUGGAUGGAUUGGUGGCUUACUUUGAGCCAGGUUCGGACGAAGUGCGGGAAGCCAGCGUGCGAGCAUCCUGCCAAAAGUCCUUACCAUCUUACAUGCAGCCGCAAGUCAUCGUAAGAUUGGAGCAGCUGCCGCGGAACACAAAUGGCAAGAUUGACAGAGCCAAGCUCCCAGAACCUCUAAUGCCUACAACGCCCAGUACGACCUGCAGCCCACCCGAGACUUCUGUACAGAAGAUGCUUGUGAACAUCAUCUCGGAGCUCUUAGGUCUGCCAGUGGGCGCCAUAGGCUUGGAUGCUGACUUUCAAGAACUUGGCGGAAAUAGCCUCCUCAUGGGCCGGGCCAGCUCUGCCAUCAAGAAGGCCUUCAGAUUGAGCAACUUCAAAGGGACUGCGAUGUAUCAGCUUGGCACCGUCAGACGCAUCGCCGCGUCCAUCGAAUCCAUGCUGCACAGCAGCAGCGAAUCCAUGGAUGAGAAGACCUUGAGUAAUCGGCUGGCGACGGCUCAGCAACCCCGCCAGUCGACAUGUAGCUCGAUGUCCUUUGGUUCCAUUUGUGCGCAAACAUUUGGGGUCUUUUGGUUGAGCUUCCUGCUCCAACGCCAGGCGUGGUCGCCAGCUUGGUGGGCGGCAUGGUAUAUUUGGUGGUAUUUUGGAGAGAAGGCAUUUUUCCUCUACCUUCCCUGUGCAGCCUUCUUGGACCUCCUGGUGAUGUUGAUGGUUGCCGUGCUCAUGAAAUGGAUUGUUUUGGGCCGUGUGAAGCCAGGCAAGAUAGAGCUUUGGUCUUUUGACUACUACAAGUGGUGGUUUGUCAACAAUUUGCUGAAAGCAACCAUUGAACAUAUGAUGCCUAUCAUCGGAGAGACCCCACUGGCGAAUUGCUUCUUGCGGCUGCUGGGAGCAAAUAUUGGCCCGGGCGCAAGGAUCAGUCCAUGCACAAUACAUGACCCAGACCUGAUAGAGGUUGGUGCAAAUGCUACAAUUGGCAAACGUGUCAAGCUGGCGACUUCAAGCGUGCUGCAUGGGCAGGUCCACCUGGAUUACAUUCGAAUAGGCAAUGCAGCUGCCGUGGGGCCAACUGCGGUGUUGUCGCAAAACACCUGUGUCCCCGACCAAAAGGCAGUGCUGCCCUUGUCAACGAUGCCAGGCUGGCAUGGCCCUAUCGGCUCGGUGGCCUUUUGCAACGCCCAGCCGCCCAUCGGAGAUGAAACGUUUCAACACAGACAAAGUCUUCUGCGGGUUCUGUUCGGCAUGCCUGCAGUGCUUAUCCUGGAGGUUCUCCCGCUCUAUCCAACCUAUUUCAUCCUGGCCUGGACCUACUACCGCUUUGAGGAGUAUUCUCCCGAGUACGGCUACUACCUUUGGUGUGUUUGUUUGGCAUGGAUAUUUAUGCAUCCGAUCAACUUCUUUCGGGCGGUCGUCAUUGUUCUGCAAAAGUGGAUUCUGAUAGGCGAUUUCCGAAAGCAGAAGAAGGAUCAAAUCAGUCAUUGGAAUGAGUGGAAGACUUGGGUCCACGGCCGUGCAUCGGAAAAUCAUGAUUUCGAGGAGCUUUGCCAAUUCUUUACCAAUACCGAGUUCCUCUCGUGGCUCUACCGAGCCUUGGGUACCAAGAUCGGCCACCGGGUGCAGAUCGAUCAGUUGGAUAUGGUGGAACACGACUGCAUACAUGUGGAUGAUUAUGUGGUCUUUGGCAUCAAAGUCUUGCUCGCCAGUGAUGUGAACGCACCCUGGGUGCCUCUGGAGUACAGCAGGAAAAUGGAGCAGCAACGAGGACCAAAGCAACGCUAUGCAGACAUCCGAAUCUGCCGAGGGGCCAACGUUUUGGAUCAUUGCACGCUCCUGCCGGGUGUCACCGUCGCUGAACGGGCAGUGUUGGGAACCUACACCUUGGCCACAGCAGGGAGUUACUACCCUCCGCUGGCCAUUCAUUCCGGGAAUCAGCGAGGCCGGUCGAUGCAUUUGCGCGACUACCUUGCUUCACCAUCCAUGCGGGAGCUGGAGGACAAGACUAUGCAGGAUUUGGAUAGCCCAAUUACCUGGUGGAGGUUCAACUUGGUCAUCCUUCUGGUCAUCCUGUUUGCCAGCCCAUUGCCAACAGCUGCUUGGGUGGUCACGUACUUUGGAGUAACUACACUCUGGGACUUUGAAAGCGAAGGCAUAUUGACAGGGCUGCUCGUGACUCCUUUUGUCUUCAAUUCAAUCGAACUUUUUCUGCUCCUACUGAACAUUUUGCUCAAGUGGAUUGUCAUUGGCAGGUAUAAGGCGGGUGAAUACAAGUUCUUCGGCUCCUACCAUACCUGUUGGAUGUGCAUCUCCAUUUGUGGACGAGGCAUAAGUGCGCUCCACGAUAGUUUUCGAGGCAGUGUUUUUGAGGUGUUGUUGGCUCGUGCUCUAGGAGCUAAGGUUGGCAAGGAGUGCUAUUUGAGUGGCCUUAUGGUCGAAUAUGACUUGCUGACCAUAGGUGACCAUGUUGCAAUUGGCUGUGGGUGCGACACCACUGGACAUACCGUGGAGAACAUGGUCAUCAAGCUUGCACCGACGAGGAUCGCAGAUGGUGCAGCGCUGUUGCCAGGAUCUUUUGCGAUGCCUGGCUCGGAGAUCGAGGAUGAGGCGGUGCUCAUGGAACACACGCAGGUCUUGAAAGGAGAAACAGUGCCAUCAAGAGAGGUCUGGGCAGGCAUGCCAGCCUCAAGCUGCAGGCCUGUGCCAAAGUGAACGGGCCCCGCAUGUCAUCAUAUGCCCUACAUGUUUUGCUAUGGCUCAAAGAGAUAGGGGUAAAUUGGGUG
Molecule: messenger RNA, 5408 nt
Organism: Durusdinium trenchii
Lineage: Eukaryota; Dinophyceae; Suessiales; Symbiodiniaceae
Source: the annotation of a GenBank genome assembly